GUGACGACAUGGUAUACAAAACAUAAAUUUUAAAUUUUGAGUUGAGAGUCUACAGUAUGUAAAAAGUCUUUAAGGUCAAAUAAUCUUUCAGUUUCGUCCUAAUAACAUUCGUUUUCUAUGAAUGGGAUCGAAGGUAUCAGGUCUAUACCGUAAAAUAUGGGAUUGGGGAGAUUAUGAAGAAGAAUCCAGCGCUGUAAAUGGGGCUGAGAACCGAAUAAAUAACCUCUUGAACAACUACAGAGGUUCAAUUUUCGUUUUGAAACGAGUUAGUUCGAUGUUUUUCAAUGAAGAUGGGGAUUUAGCCCACGAAUUUUAUGAAGAAGUGAGGUCAAAAAAGAAGAAGCGAUCAAAAAUGAAGAGAGUUGAUUGUAGUUUAUUGCGACCAGAGGGAAAAGUUGACUUGCCCUUUCCAAAAAUCCAUCCAGAUCUACCAAUCAUCAUGUGUGAAGUUUAACAAAACAAUCUGCAGAAACACACAAACUUGUCAUGUGCCUGGUGUUCAGGAUAAUUUAGAGCAAAACAAAUUAAUUUAUUUGUACCUGCUGUGCUGAUAAAUGAGUGUUUCUAUUUCUUGUAAUUAUAUUCAUAUCAUGAAGUAAACAUGUUACCCUCAUUGGGUUCAACUAUUGAUUAUGAAAUAAUAUGUCUUUAUGCAGUUUAUUUUGUUUGCAAAAACAAACAUCAGGGGAAUGUGCUUCUUCCUGCUUCUC
Dendronephthya gigantea is the source of this 710-nucleotide messenger RNA. Its product is annotated as tumor suppressor candidate 2-like. NCBI's taxonomy places the organism in Eukaryota, Metazoa, Cnidaria, Anthozoa, Malacalcyonacea, Nephtheidae. The record is from RefSeq and is a predicted model, not a curated record. Gene Ontology annotation, cellular component: mitochondrion. Bases 122 to 454 code for a protein of 110 amino acids. The transcript has 3 exons. Gene Ontology annotation, biological process: regulation of mitochondrial membrane potential.